AUGAUUGGCUCGUUCCGUAUCGUUUGCACGAUGCUAGUUCUAGGGAUCCCUCCUCCGGGGGUAUCCGCUGACGUUGAUGAAGACACUCUCAGAAAAGCUAAGAAUCAGGAGUAUUUCUCUCUUCCAUACGACGAAGACGAAAGAUUGAUCAAGUUCGUGAUUGCCGAAGAAAGCACGGCUCUUACCUACGAGGGCGCCAAAGAAUUUUGCCGAAAAGAAGGUGCUUACCUGAUAACCAUCCAUUCUUCCGCGGACUUGAAGAAAAUAGCAGUAGUGAUGUGCGCUUGCUAA
Molecule: messenger RNA, 291 nt
Organism: Cooperia oncophora
Lineage: Eukaryota; Metazoa; Nematoda; Chromadorea; Rhabditida; Trichostrongylidae
Source: the annotation of a GenBank genome assembly